ACUAAUUGGUGUCACUGAUUGACUAUAUUCACAAAGCAAGUCGUAUUUUCAUGAUUAAAUUGAAAAAAAGUAAAUAUCCUUCCAAUUACAUUACUUGAAAAUGAAAAUUUAUUACCCUUACCCUUACCCUUACCCUUACCCUUACCCCUCACUUUCAGGUUUGUAAUUCGCAAAAUACUAGAUCAAAAAAAACUUAAAGAUCGAGGUGAAUGAGGUCUAAUGAGCUUUAAUGUAUAAUGAAUUAAUGAGAUUAAUGGGAUAACGAAGUAACGAACCCCUUACAAAGUCUCCUUCCAAAUUAGAAAUAUAUAAACUUGACCCUUCAACAUUCAUACUCAAACUAUAUUUAGCUCCAUCACACUAAUGCCUCUAUAAAAAUCAUUUCAGAAUUGUGAGAAACGUCUCAUAUAAGAUUUACUCUCGACUCAUAAUCAAAGAUGGAAAUGUUUUCAUCACAGUUCGGCUCCAACCUAGCUGGUUUAAUGUUCAUUUGGACAAUCUACCGGCAUUACCUCCCUCCCAAAAUACAUGAAGCCAUCGAGUAUUUCACUUCUCGUUAUACUCAUAAGUUGGCUAGUUUCUUUUCCCCUUACCUCGAUAUCACCUUCAAUGAGUACUCGAAUCGAUUCAAUCGAAACGAGGCCUACGAUGCGAUCCAAAGCUACCUUGGUGAAAAAUCUUCAACAGAAGCUAAAAGCAUGAACGCUAAUUAUGAUGAAGGUGCCAAGAGUUUGUUGAUAAAAUUGGGAGAUAAUGAAGAGAUCAUGGAUGAUUACAGUGGUGUUCAAGUCUGGUGGUCUUUUGUCAAACAACACGUUGAACAACCCGUCAUCUCUUACUACCGAAACUCCAAUGAAUUAAGACACUACACUUUGGUGUUUCAUGCCAAACACAGAAAAUUUAUUCUAGACAAGUAUUUACCAUAUGUUUUCGAGGAGGGUGAAGCGAUUACAAAUCGAAACAAGAAGCGAAAACUAUACACAAAUGGAGAUGAUGGAGAAAUGUGGGAUAAUUGCAUUGAUUUCAAACACCCUGCAAGAUUCGGGAUGUUGGCAAUGGAGGAGGCUAAAAAACAGAUGAUCCUCGAGGACUUACAAUGGUUCAAGGGCGCAAAAGAGUACUACGCACAAAUUGGAAAACCAUGGAAGCGAGGUUACCUUCUAUACGGCCCCCCUGGAACAGGAAAAUCAACACUAGUAGCAGCCAUGGCUAAUCUGCUAGACUACGACAUCUAUGAUCUUGAAUUGACAGCCGUUAAGAAUAACAAGCAACUGAGAAGACUACUAAUCGAAACGACUUGUAAGUCCAUCAUUUUAAUAGAAGAUAUAGAUUGUUCGUUGGACUUAACAGGACAAAGAGCAGAGAAAAAAGAAGGAGACGAAGAAAAGGCCGACGAAAAAGACCCUUUGAAGAAUAAACAUGCAGGAGAAAAAGAAGCGAAAGACAAAAAGAAGAAAGGAAGUGAUGUAACUUUGUCUGGUUUACUAAACUUUAUUGAUGGAAUUUGGUCAGCUUGUGGAGAAGAGAGGAUCAUUGUGUUUACGACUAAUCAUGUGGACAAACUCGAUCCUGCUCUAAUUCGGCCUGGUAGAAUGGACUUGCAUAUCGAGUUGUCUUACUGUCGAUAUGAAGCAUUUAAGAUGUUGGCUAAGAAUUAUUUACGGCUUGAGUCACAUCCUUUGUUCGAAACCAUUGGGAACUUGUUGGAGGAAAUAGAUGUUACUCCUGCCGAUGUAGCUGAAAAUAUUAUGCCUAGAUCACUCAAGACUACUACUGCUGAGGAUUGUUUAAAGAAACUAUUUGUUUACCUUGAGAAGUCAAAGAAAGAAAAGAAGUUGAAAGCUGAGCAAGAACUUAUGUUAGAAGGUGGAGAGAAGUUAGCGUCAGGGGAAAUAUCUGGUUAAAAGAAAAACAUCUUUGAAGUAAACAACCAAUGAAACUCGUCAUUUUCAAAAUAUUGUAACGAGUUUUAUUUAUGUUUUCACACUUUUUUAAUAAAAAAUUAUCUCUUUUAACACUCUUUUCCAAUAAUAUAAAUCUAAUAAAGUGAAUAACUUUUAAGAGACGAAAGGAGGAAUAUUUUUGUGAUAUAACACACCGUAAUGAGAAGCCAUUAGCUACAU
Molecule: messenger RNA, 2123 nt
Organism: Chenopodium quinoa (quinoa)
Lineage: Eukaryota; Viridiplantae; Streptophyta; Magnoliopsida; Caryophyllales; Amaranthaceae
Product: AAA-ATPase At3g28580-like
Exons: 2
Coding region: 438-1904 (488 amino acids)
Molecular function (GO): ATP hydrolysis activity; ATP binding
Source: RefSeq, a predicted model, not a curated record